This is a messenger RNA of Morone saxatilis (striped sea-bass), 3332 nucleotides long. RefSeq names its product procollagen-lysine, 2-oxoglutarate 5-dioxygenase 1a (gene plod1a). Lineage: Eukaryota; Metazoa; Chordata; Actinopteri; Moronidae. Gene Ontology annotation, cellular component: endoplasmic reticulum. Gene Ontology annotation, molecular function: iron ion binding; procollagen-lysine 5-dioxygenase activity; L-ascorbic acid binding. The record is from RefSeq and is a predicted model, not a curated record. The transcript is spliced from 19 exons. Gene Ontology annotation, biological process: peptidyl-lysine hydroxylation. The coding region runs from base 163 to 2361 and encodes 732 amino acids.
GACAUAGGCAGACACAGAGGGAGAGAGAGGAGGGGGGCAGCAGGCGGUGCUGGCAGAGUUAACGCAGUCCUGCGAAGUUCGCUUUCUCGAACCGACUGGAAACGUUUGCACUUCGGUUUAAACCGGGAGCCGUGAAGACACUGCAGCUUUAACUUUGCAACCAUGAGACUUUGGUCCUUGCUGUUGUUCCCGGGGCUUUUAGUCUGUGUACUUUUCCCUCUAACAAACUGUGAAGAGCAGCGACUCCCCGACGAGAAACUUCUAGUUGUGACAGUUGCAACCAAAGAGACUGAUGGCUUCAGGCGCUUCAUGCAGUCGGCCAAACACUUCAACUACACUGUCAAGGUACUUGGUCGAGGUGAGAAAUGGAACGGAGGUGACUACAUGUCAGCUCCAGGAGGAGGACAGAAAGUACGACUCCUUAAAGCAGCUCUGGAGAAGAUGAAGACUCAGGACAAAAUCAUCCUUUUUAUUGACAGCUACGAUGUGAUUUUCGCCUCGGGUCCUGAAGAGCUGUUGAAGAAGUUCCAGCAGGCCAGACACAAGGUGGUGUUCUCCUCUGAGAGCCUGAUCUGGCCCGACAGACACCUGGAGGACAAACACCCCCAUGUGAGGGAGGGCAACAGGUUCCUAGGCUCAGGGGGUUUCGUUGGCUACCUUCCCAACAUCAAAGAAAUGGUUGCUGACUGGACAGGUGAAGACAAUGACAGUGACCAACUGUUCUUCACCAAGAUUUACAUCGAUCCAGCAAAAAGAAAAGCCAUAAAUAUCACAUUGGACAGCAAAUGCAGAUUGUUCCAGAACCUUCAUGGAGCCCUCGAUGAAGUGGUGCUGAAGUUUGAGGAUAGACGGGUUCGAGCCAGAAAUUUGCUGUAUGAUACCCUGCCUGUCAUCAUCCAUGGGAACGGACCAACCAAGCUCCAGAUCAACUACCUGGGUAACUACAUUCCCAACACAUGGACAUUUGAGAACGGAUGUACACUGUGUCAUGAGGAACUCCGCCCACUCACAGCUCUCAAGGAGAGUGAAUACCCACUGGUGGUGAUUGGUAUCUUCAUUCAGCAGCCCACCCCCUUUGUCACAGUGUUCUUUGAACGCCUACUGAAGCUCCAGUAUCCCAAGAACAGGCUUAAACUGUUUAUUUACAACCAGGAAACUCAUCACGAGCGUCAGGUCAGCUCUUUCCUGCAGGAUCAUGGAAGCCUUUAUCAGGAUGUCAAAUUCAUCGGGCCUGAAGAGGAGAUGGAUGGAGUUGCCUCCCGAAACCUGGGAUUUGACAUGUGCCGGAAGGACAAGGACUGUGAAUAUUUCUUCAGCUUGGACAUUGAAGUGGUCUUAAAGAAUGAGAACACACUCAAAAUUCUCAUUGAACAAAACCUCCCUAUAGUGGCACCCAUGAUAACUCGAGCUGGUCGACUAUGGAGCAACUUCUGGGGAGCCCUCAGUGUGGACGGCUACUACGCCAGGUCUGAGGACUAUGUGGACAUAGUUCAAGGACGCAGAGUGGGUGUGUGGAAUGUCCCAUAUGUGUCCAGUGUGUACCUGGUGAAGGCGGACCUCCUUCGAUCGGAACUCACAGAAUACGAGCUCUUUAACUCGCACAUCUUAGACCCUGACAUGGCAUACUGCCACAACAUCCGCAGCAAGGGAAUCUUCAUGUAUGUGACCAACAUGCAGACAUUCGGCCGCAUCCUGUCGACAGACAACUAUCAGACCGGCCAUCUUCAUAAUGAUCUGUGGCAGAUCUUUGAAAACCCAGUGGAUUGGCAGGACCGCUAUAUUCAUGAGAACUACACUUACAUCAUGAAAGACAAACUGAUUGAAACUCCCUGUCCUGAUGUGUACUGGUUCCCAGUGUUCUCUGAUGUUGCUUGUAACCAUCUUGUUGAAGAAAUGGAGCACUAUGGGAAGUGGUCAGGAGGAGGCAAUGUGGACACCAGAAUCCAAGGUGGCUAUGAGAACGUUCCCACAGUCGAUAUCCACAUGAAUCAGAUCAACUAUGAAAAGGAGUGGCACAAAAUGUUACUGGAGUACAUAGCACCAAUAACAGAGAAAAUGUAUCCGGGUUACUACACCAAGGCUCAGUUUGACUUGGCCUUUGUAGUUAGAUAUAAGCCAGAUGAGCAGCCCUCUUUGAGACCACACCAUGACGCCUCCACAUUCACUAUAAACAUUGCACUCAAUCAAGUGGGCCCUGAUUACCAGGGUGGCGGAUGCAGGUUCCUCCGCUACGACUGCUCCAUUCAGGCUCCUCGCAAAGGCUGGGCACUCAUGCACCCGGGCCGCCUCACCCACUACCACGAAGGCCUGCCGACCACCGCCGGCGUCCGGUACAUCGCAGUGUCCUUUGUGGACCCCUGAACACCCCAAAGAUGGCACACAUCACCGGCUAGUCCAGACCAAACAACACACGUCUUUCCACACCACAGCUGCUCUUGAUUUCCUGAUUUAGAGCGCUGACCAUUCCUCCGUUCCUUGUUUAAAGUUCAAAAUGAUAUUGCUUCUGUCUCAUUUAAAGGAUUAUACGCAGUUUGUGACUUUGAUCAACCUUUAUCAGCAGUAGAAUACCCAUGCUCUAUGAUGUAAUCAAACUAGGAUAGGCAUGCAAUUUGUGCCAGUGCUAGAAAAUGAGGGAAUUAUUUCUCCUGUAUCCAAGUUGGAAAAAAGGUGGGAAUAACACACUUAGCCAGUGCAAAAUUAAUGUGACAAAUACCGGCCACUGAUACGCUAAUCUGGAAUAACUCGAGGACUAAAUGGACUACUGACCUAACAUGAAGUUGGGACACUGUUACUCCCACCGUUCUGCCUGUCCUCUGAGAAAAUGUUACUGUAGUCCCAGUUCUAAACUAACUGGAUCAGAGGGGCUGUGGGAGGACUGGGUGAUCAGUUCAACUACUGCAGUCAUCACCAUCACCACAAGUAGAGCCACUGUGGUGAUCAAUCUGAAGGCUCCUGUUUGGUCUGGGGUGUGUGUCAAUAAUCCAGUCGGUCCUGUUGUGCCUUGAGCUGGACUUCUCUCAGGAAGUCACCAGGAGUUCAGCUUAGAUUUUAUUUUAAAAUGGUUUGUGAAAACCUUUAUUGUCCAAUAUUACUUCACUAACACUAUCUGGACAUUUCUGUAUCCAAAACAGUUAUUGUCCAACUCCAUCUUGAACACUCCAAAGCCUGUUAACCCUCUUAUUUAUUUUUUGUACAUUUUAUUUGAUAAAGCCCAAAAUCAAAACACUCCACUGAUGUAGAGCAGCUGAGUUUCUAAAAGUGUGACAUACUAAAUUGUCAUUGUUACAACUCACUGUGCUUUGAACACAACUCCAAUAAAACAGUGAACCCAA